This is a messenger RNA of Ceratitis capitata (Mediterranean fruit fly), 2331 nucleotides long. RefSeq names its product TNF receptor-associated factor 4 (gene Traf4). The transcript has 3 exons. NCBI's taxonomy places the organism in Eukaryota, Metazoa, Arthropoda, Insecta, Diptera, Tephritidae. The record is from RefSeq and is a predicted model, not a curated record. Gene Ontology annotation, cellular component: plasma membrane signaling receptor complex. Gene Ontology annotation, molecular function: protein binding; zinc ion binding. Gene Ontology annotation, biological process: tumor necrosis factor-mediated signaling pathway; positive regulation of JNK cascade; protein K63-linked ubiquitination. Bases 88 to 1614 code for a protein of 508 amino acids.
UGUUUUUUACUUUUAUAAGAAGUGUUGUGUAAAUAAAACUUCGUUUAAAAACUAUUUCAAAAUAUAUUCGAUUUGCUCUUCACUAAAAUGGUACGCAGUCUGGCGCAGUGGACGAAAACCCUAAGUUUUCCUUCACGCCUCUCACCAAAUCGCAAUUCAAAAGAUUGUACCAACCUAAAUACCACUAGUCCCGCACCACCACCCACACCGCCAAGGAAUAAGACCACAACAAACAACAACAAUUGUUCAACAUCACGUUCCUCAUCAUCGACAGUGUCAUCUUCACACUCCAAUUCAACAGCCCCCUCGCCCACCACAAUGGGCGGCAACAACAGUGCCAACAGCAAUAAUAAUAAUAAUAAUUACCAUGGCAGCAACAACAAACAUAAUUUGCCCAUCACGGAACUAGAGCAAAUUAUCUACCCCGGUCCCGAUCCCAAACAAGCCAUUAUGGGUUCGCUCGUCUUUUGUAUACAUCACAAACAGGGCUGUAAAUGGUCAGAUGAGCUGCGGAAACUGAAGGGCCACUUGAACGUCUGCAAGCACGAUGCCACACAAUGUCCCAACAAAUGCGGCGCUCAGAUACCACGCAUCAUGAUGACCGAUCACCUACAGUUCACCUGCAACAUGCGCCGUACGAAAUGUGAAUUUUGUCAGAGUGAAUUCUCCGGUGCCGGCCUGGAGGAACAUGCCGGCACAUGCGGCCAGGAGCCCAUCUACUGUGAAGCCAAGUGCGGUCAGCGUGUACUACGUGGACGUAUGACGCUGCACAAGUCCAAGGAUUGUGCCAAACGUUUACGACGUUGUGUACACUGUGCACGUGAAUUCUCAUGCGACACACUGCCACUACAUGUGGCACAAUGUCCACGCGCGCCGCUGACAUGUCCGCAGCGUUGCGAUGUCGGUGCCAUUGCACGCGGUGAUAUGGAAGCACAUUUGCGUGAUGAAUGCAAAGCACUCGCCAUCGCGUGUAGUUUUAAAGAAGCUGGUUGUCGUUUCAAGGGUCCUCGACACAUGCUCGAAGCGCAUUUGGAGGCAAAUGCCGCUUCACAUUUGUCUCUAAUGGUCUCGCUCUCAUCACGUCAGGGACAACAGAUACAAAUGUUAAAGACCGCCGUCUCGAAAUUGUCCAUCAACUACACAGGCACUUUGUUGUGGAAAAUAACCGAUUGGUCAGCGAAGAUGACAGAGGCGCGCAGCAAGGAUGGUUUGGAAUUGGUCUCACCACCAUUCUACACCUCACAAUAUGGUUAUAAGCUACAAGCUUCAAUGUUUCUCAACGGUAACGGACCUGGCGAGAAUACACAUGUUUCGGUUUACAUUAAAGUCUUACCCGGUGAAUAUGAUGCGCUCUUAAAAUGGCCCUUCGCACACUCCAUCACAUUUACGCUCUUCGAGCAGGGCGCGCAGACAGGUCAGGGUGGUGUUGCCGAGUCGUUUGUGCCCGAUCCAACAUGGGAGAACUUCCAGCGGCCAUCGAAUGAACCAGAUCAGUUGGGUUUCGGAUUUCCACGUUUCAUUUCACAUGAAAUGCUGCACAGACGACCCUUCAUCAAGGACGAUACGGUAUUUCUGCGUGUAAAGGUGGAUCCCAGCAAAAUUGUAGCGGUAUAAAUUGUGGUGCAGUGGUAUAAUCUAGUGUUUUUUUUUUCUAUUAAUAUUUAAAUAAAUACUGUGUAUUUAAAGUAAUUGCUAGUGUUAUGUAAGUGCGUCGAAAAGACAAAGCUCAAGCCUCAAGUGGAAAAUAUGUUAGUAUAUAAGCUCGAGUGGGCAUAUAUAUGUACAUAUGAGCGUACAAUUUGUGGGCUUUCAUCCCUGCAGCUUCGCGUGCGUAGACAAUGUAGCUACACUACGUGCAAGCACGCAAAUCAAGGAAUAGAAAAGAAACCGAAAAACUGUAGAAGAGUGAAGAUUUUCAUUUCGUUAAGUGUUCAAGCACAAGUCAGUUUUAUUUGAAAAAGAAUAUGUAUAUUUAAGUAACUUUAAUAAACACUGCGUAAAAAAAACUCGCGCAGUUUUCAAAAGCAACGAAAUCAGACCAAAGUUAAUGCAAACGAAAAAGAAGAGCAAAAAAAAACAAUUUAUUUUAAUUAGCAAAGUAAGCGAUGGGAAACUCUCUCAAGUAAAUGUAUUACCUGUAAAUUUGUAUGCGAAAUUCAAGUUCGUGUCGCAAGUCUUUUGUUUUGACUAAGAAAUGCAAUUUCCGAUUCGAGAAAUUCAUCGAUUUUUAGCAAAGAAAAAAAAACUUUCAAAAGAUCUUCAAACAUUUUUAGGUUAGUUUUAAAUAUGUGCGAAAUAAAUGUGCUGAAAUUUUUAUUUUCGAAAGCGUUA